Molecule: messenger RNA, 1874 nt
Organism: Pomacea canaliculata
Lineage: Eukaryota; Metazoa; Mollusca; Gastropoda; Architaenioglossa; Ampullariidae
Exons: 6
Coding region: 355-1602 (415 amino acids)
Biological process (GO): neuropeptide signaling pathway
Cellular component (GO): membrane
Molecular function (GO): G protein-coupled peptide receptor activity
Source: RefSeq, a predicted model, not a curated record
GAGUGGGGGAUGGGCGAGUGGGGGAUGGGCCAGUGCACGCCGGGAAAACUUUCUGCAGUCGCGCUGGUGGCUACAGUCGCGCGUGAUGCUGUGAGAUUACUUGUGGUCCCACUUCAACUUUUUUUACUGUUCGCCUUGAGUGGAGUUAUCCAUUGCCAUCUGCAUCUGUGGUGACAGGAUGAGGCAGAUGUAAACAUCAUUAUUACGAGGCGAUAAGGCAGCUCCCGUCAGGCCACAGACGGGUAGAGUGAUACAAGAUACAGGACACGAUGCACGUGUCACGUGCCAGCUGCUCGUCUGACGAGGGUGUAGGAUCCUGAAGACUAAAGUCGUUGUGGAUCGUCUGUGACGUGGAUGCUACCCUUCAGAAGGGAGACAAGCCUUCGGUCUCUGGCCGCGGAGUCGAGGACAAUGGCGACCUCGUUGCCGACGACACUGGGGAUCGUCAACAGGACGGUGACGGACUCAGUCGUCGAGAUGACACCGGAAGAACAGCACGUGGAAAAUCUCUUUUACAUCGCCAGCAGGAUCAACGACCUUUACCUCUGGGCAAUCUUCGCGCUGGGUUUCCCGGGCAACUGUGCAGCCAUAGUAACCAUCGUGCGCAUGCGCUCUAUCGGCACCUUCCCCAUUUUCGUGGCCUUGUUGGCUGUCAUGGACACGAUGGCACUGUCCGUCAAACUCUUGUUUUUCCAGCUCCUGCGACGCCAGGUGGAUGUCGGGUCAAGCGGGUGCAACCUUCUCAGCUUCCUGGGUAGCUUCACGGCCAGCUACAGCUCGUGGAUCCUGGUCUUCAUGGCGCUGGAGAGGUACGUGGCCGUGCGCUUCCCGCUCAAGAUCACCAACGGCAGUGGCGCGCGCAAGACCGCCAUCGUGUUGGCCAUCGUCGGUCUUGUCAUCGCCCUCAUCUUUAUUCCCACGCUGUGGGUCUACGACAUCCACGACAUCGAGGGGAUUCUUCAAUGUCGGGUGAAGCCUCGCUUACCUGUACUUCAUGACCAACAUCUUCUACUGGAUCUCGACCGCGGUGUACGGACUGCUGCCCAUCUUCCUCCUCAGCAUCUUCAACUGCCUCAUCGCCCAUCAGAUCCGUACUUCCUUCAAGGCCCGCAAAGUCAUGCGCAACCUGCAGAUGGAGCCACUCAACAGUUCCUAUGGUCACAUGAGGAUGACAAACACGCAAUGAUAAACAUAGUAAGAACAGAUGGCUGUGAUGUGUUUGACGAGCUACCUUUGCUAAUGUUGCAGGUGAACUUGAUGCUGCUGUCGGCGACCGUCGUCUUCGUCAUCCUGACUCUGCCCAUCAGCGUGUACUUUGUGGCGGAAGUGCACUGGAAUGUGGGGACACAUGGCAGCCAAGGUGGGGCCAUCAAAUUCCUGUUCCAGCAGGUCUCCUACGUGCUGUGCGACUCCACGCACGCCGUCAACUUCUACCUGUACUUCCUGACGGCCAAGCGCUUCCGUCACCACUUCCUCCGCCUCGUCACCUGCAAGGGCUGCAGCUGCCGACGUACCAACUGCCCUUUGACCCUUUCCUGCACCAGUGGCUGUUGUUGCUGCUGCUGCUGUUGUUCCAAGAAGGCCGAGUCUGAGGACUUGUAGCGUGUCACUGUGUAGGGAUGGUUUCUGAGUUCUGUGAAACCUUGACGAAAGGCUCACCUGUUCCAUGGUGGUAUGAGAAGACAUCCAGACAUGGGAGGAAAAUGAUAGGUCGAUAUUUCUCCAGACAACGGGGUCCAUGGAUGUAUAGGAUGCGAUUAGCUCAACUGGACUCUGAAGGUGUGAAUUUUUUGUGUUCGGCAUGCCGACUACCUUGCAGGCCCUUAAGUGUGUGACCGUUUCCACUGGCCUCGCUGGAAGCUAUGGCUUAAAUC